This is a messenger RNA of Ichthyophthirius multifiliis, 870 nucleotides long. RefSeq names its product tgf beta-inducible nuclear protein 1, putative. The record is from RefSeq and is a predicted model, not a curated record. Gene Ontology annotation, biological process: maturation of 5.8S rRNA; maturation of LSU-rRNA. Gene Ontology annotation, cellular component: preribosome, large subunit precursor; nucleolus. NCBI's taxonomy places the organism in Eukaryota, Ciliophora, Oligohymenophorea, Hymenostomatida. The transcript has a single exon.
AUGCCAUAAAAUGAGUAUAUGGAGCUCCAUAAAAAGCGUUAUGGAGAACGACUAGACGCAGCUGAAAAGCGCCGAAAGAAAGAAUCAAGAGGGCAUCACGAAAUAUCUCGCAAAGCAUAAACUCUAAAAGGUUUGAAGGCUAAAAUAUUCAAUAAAGAAAGAUUUAAAGAGAAAAUAAGAAUGAAAAAAUUAAUAAAAGCUCAUGAAGAAAAAGACGUAGAAGUAAAAGCUGAUUAAGUAAAAGAAGGAGCCGUCCCUGCAUAUUUAUUAGACAGAGAAAAAACUGAAAAUACUAAAGUAUUAUCGAAUAUGAUAAAAUAAAAAAGAAAGGAAAAAGCCGGAAAAUGGCAAGUUCCUUUAUAAAAAGUUAAAGCAUUAACCGAAGCAGAAAUGUUCUAAGUAAUGAAAUCUGGAAAAAGAAAAAAACUAGCCUGGAAACGAAAAAUAAAUAAAGUUACAUUUGUAGGUGAUAACUUUACAAGAAAAGCACCUAAAUAUGAAAGAUAUAUUAGACCAACUGGUCUUAGGUUUAAAAAAGCUAAUGUUACUCACCCAGAACUUAAAACUACUGUCCCUUUGGAAAUUUUGGGAGUUAAAAAAAAUCCUUAGAGUAAUCUUUAUACUAAUUUAGGAGUUAUUACAAAAGGAACUAUUCUUGAAAUUAAUGUUUCAGAACUUGGGCUUGUUACUUAAACAGGCAAAGUUAUUUGGUCUAAAUAUGCUUAGGUUAUGAAUAAUCCGGAAAAUGAUGGAUGUAUUAAUGCUGUUUUAUUAGUUUGAAAGUAUUUUUUUUAUAUAUCUGUUUUGUUUAUUUUUUUAAAAAAAAUUAAUAAUUAAAUAUGUUUAUGAAUUUAUCAUUUUAAUAUUUUG